This is a messenger RNA of Babesia ovata, 324 nucleotides long. RefSeq names its product leucyl-tRNA synthetase, putative. The record is from RefSeq and is a predicted model, not a curated record. Lineage: Eukaryota; Apicomplexa; Aconoidasida; Piroplasmida; Babesiidae. The transcript has a single exon. The coding region runs from base 1 to 324 and encodes 107 amino acids.
AUGGCUUCUUCAUUCCUCCACCUUGGGCUUCUCACCAGUGGCAUCAUUUUGGAUGUCGGUGGCCCAGAGGGUAAGGUUGUCCCUAAGCAGCUGCAUGAUGAGGGUGCUGUCUUUGUAGCUGUCCUCGCUGACGCUGUCGAACUCCGUGAUGGCCUCGUCGAAGGCGCGUUUCGCCAUUUCGCAGGCCUCAUGCGGCUUGUUGAGGAUCUCGUAGAAGAAGACGGAGAAGUUCAGGGCAAGUCCAAGGCGGAUAGGGUGGGUGGAUUUCAGCUCGGUCUCUGCGAUCUCCGUGGCCUUCUGGUAGGAUUCCUUGGCAGAGGUUGA